Boleophthalmus pectinirostris (great blue-spotted mudskipper) is the source of this 1450-nucleotide messenger RNA. RefSeq names its product blue-sensitive opsin-like. The transcript is spliced from 5 exons. Gene Ontology annotation, biological process: visual perception; phototransduction; G protein-coupled receptor signaling pathway. Gene Ontology annotation, cellular component: membrane; photoreceptor outer segment. NCBI's taxonomy places the organism in Eukaryota, Metazoa, Chordata, Actinopteri, Gobiiformes, Gobiidae. The record is from RefSeq and is a predicted model, not a curated record. Gene Ontology annotation, molecular function: G protein-coupled receptor activity. The coding region runs from base 392 to 1450 and encodes 352 amino acids.
ACUAACACAAAUAACCUCACACAGUUAUUCCAAGAUAAACACUUUGCAGUGUUUCACAAGUUCUUGAAUAUUCUCUCAUAUUUUUGUGUGCAGUUUAAUUUAUUUUUUAUAAUUCCUUCUGAUAAUUUAUCUUUGUCCUUCAUGCUAUUUUGUGCCAUUGAAGCCAUUUGUGGCUUCCAGCUGUUUUAUAAUCUCCCUAGGUAAUUGAGACCUAUUAGUAAAUAAACCUCUGAACUAUUUAAUGAGAUAACAGGUUUAGUUAAUUAAAAGUUUAGUGGGACAGCCCUAUAAAUGUACCUGCAAUCAUAUUUUGUGGCCAUAAAGCUAAGGUGCGCAAUCAAGCAGAAUACGGAGUAGCAAAUGCAAUUCUGACACUUUUUAAUAAGCAAAGAUGAAGCACGGACGUGUUACAGAGCUCCCAGAGGACUUCUAUAUCCCCAUCCCAUUAGACACAAACAACAUUACCUCUCUUAGUCCCUUCCUUAUUCCUCAGGACCACUUAUCAAAUCCUGGCACAUUUUAUGCAAUGUCCGUUUUCAUGUUUUUCAUAUUUACCGUGGGCACUUUUAUUAAUGCUCUUACUGUUGCGUGCACCAUUCAAUACAAAAAGCUGCGAUCCCACCUCAACUACAUCCUGGUAAACCUGGCCAUCUCCAACCUUCUUGUGUCCAUGGUGGGCUCCUCCACUACAUGCGUCACUUUUGGAUUCAGAUACUUUGUCUUUGGACCACUGGUAUGUAAGAUCGAAGGCUUUCUGGUGACACUUGGAGGUAUGGUGAGCCUGUGGUCUCUUACUGUGAUUGCCUUUGAGCGAUGGCUUGUCAUCUGUAAACCAGUGGGGAACUUUAUCUUCAAACCAGAUCAUGCAGCCGCUUGCUGUGUUUUCACUUGGGUCAUUGCAUUAGUUGCAUCUGCACCUCCACUAUUUGGAUGGAGCAGGUACAUCCCUGAGGGACUACAGUGUUCAUGUGGUCCAGACUGGUAUACAGCCAAUAACAAGUACAACAACGAAUCCUAUGUGAUGUUUCUCUUCUCCUUCUGCUUUGCUCUUCCCCUCUUUGGCAUCUGUUUCUGCUAUGCUCAGCUGCUACUUACAAUGAAAAUGGCGGCUAAAGCACAGGCUGAGUCUGCCUCUACCCAGAAGGCUGAACGGGAGGUCACCAGGAUGGUGGUGGUCAUGGUGGUGGGCUUCCUGGUGUGCUGGUUGCCCUAUGCCACUUUUGCCCUAUGGGUGGUCAACAACCGAGGGGAAACUUUUGAUCUGAGACUGGCCUCAAUCCCCUCUGUGUUUUCUAAAUCUUCUGCUGUCUACAACCCAGUCAUCUACAUAGUCCUCAACAAGCAGUUCCGCUCUUGCAUGAAGAAGAUGCUGGGGAUGAGUGGAGGAGAUGAUGAAGAUUCCACUGCAGCUUCUUCUGUGACAGAAGUGUCUAAGGUUGGCCCAGCUUAA